UCAGACCGAGCGGGCCUACCAGAAGCAGCCCACCAUCUUCCAGAACAAGAAGCGGGUGCUGCUGGGCGAGGGUGGCAAGGAGAAGCUGCCCCGCUACUACAAAAACAUCGGCCUGGGCUUCAAGACUCCCAAGGAGGCGAUUGAGGGCACCUACAUCGACAAGAAGUGUCCCUUCACUGGUAAUGUCUCUAUCCGUGGCCGAAUCCUGUCAGGUGUGGUUACCAAGAUGAAGAUGCAGCGCACCAUUGUCAUCCGUCGGGACUACCUGCAUUACAUCCGCAAGUACAACCGCUUCGAAAAGCGCCACAAGAACAUGUCUGUGCAUCUCUCCCCCUGCUUCAGGGAUGUCCAGAUUGGGGAUAUUGUCACCGUGGGAGAGUGUCGUCCCCUCAGCAAGACUGUCCGGUUCAAUGUCCUCAAAGUCACAAAAGCUGCUGGUACCAAGAAGCAAUUCCAGAAGUUUUAAAAACAGCGUAAGGAAGAUACGCAGGACAAAUAAAAGUUUUGUAAAAACGUA
This is a messenger RNA of Aptenodytes forsteri (emperor penguin), 517 nucleotides long. It is a transcript of the gene RPS11, whose product is annotated as ribosomal protein S11. Gene Ontology annotation, cellular component: ribosome; cytosolic small ribosomal subunit. Gene Ontology annotation, molecular function: structural constituent of ribosome. NCBI's taxonomy places the organism in Eukaryota, Metazoa, Chordata, Aves, Sphenisciformes, Spheniscidae. Bases 227 to 466 code for a protein of 79 amino acids. Gene Ontology annotation, biological process: translation. The record is from RefSeq and is a predicted model, not a curated record. The transcript has 4 exons.